AUGGCCUCCAGAGCAAUCAGCGCAGCGAAACUGCUCAGCAAGAGAUCACACGUCAUUCCAGUCUCGGAGCUCUUUUUUGAGGUCCCUAAGGAUUACAACAACCAGUCUUCAGGUGUUCUUCAGCUGUUCGGCAAGAGUGUCACCAAGCACGAGAGGCCCAUCGUCGCUCCCAACGAGGCCGAGAAGAAACAGGCUGAGCAGAAACCAUGGUUGGUGUUCCUACAGGGAGGACCUGGUUUUGGUAACCCAGAGCCUCAAGACAGUCCUGUCACCCAUACAGCCCUGGAGCGCGGUUAUCAGGUCCUGUUUCUGGACUAUCGAGGAGUCGGGCUCAGCUCGCCGGUCUCCGCUGCCACCCUGGCUCUCCAGGGCAAUGCCCAGAAGCAGGCCGAUCACCUCAAGUUGCUCCGUCAGGACAACAUUGUCAAUGACCUAGAAGCUGUUAGAGCGUGUCUGACCCACGACUUCCCCGAAGAGAAAAAGAAGUGGUCUCUCUUCGGCCAGUCGUUCGGCGGCUUUGUCUCUCUGACUUACCUUUCCAAGUUUCCCCAAGGUCUGCGAGAGGUCUUCCUCACUGGCGGACUUGCACCUGUUGGUAAGAGGCCUGAGCAAGUGUAUGAGGCAACCUUCAGGAAGGUCGCGGAGAGAAACAAGGCCUACUAUGAGAAAUACCCUGAAGACAUCGAAUCUGUCCAUCAGGUGGCCCGUUUCAUACAGGAAAACAAGCAGGUUGAUCUUCCUGGUGGCGGGCUCAUGACCAUCCCAAGACUUCUCACCCUGGGAAUUGCUUUUGGUGCUCACGGUGGGCUUGACUCGGUACACUCGACCAUAUUUAAGUUGAAGACGGACCUCGAUCAAUUCGGCUUUUUCACGCGUGCUUCCCUUACAGACUUUGAGCAAGCCACAGCGUUUGACAGCAACAUAAUAUACGCCAUCUUGCACGAGGCAAUUUACACUGAGAAGCCGGGCAUUGCGUCCAACUGGGCAGCUUAUCGGGUCGGCAAGGCUAUAAAGGAGUUCUCGUGGUUGGAGCAAGAGCCCACGAUUUCUGAAUACACAGGCGAUCCUCUGUACUUCUCAGGCGAGAUGAUCUUCCCGCUUCACUUCGAGACAUAUCCGGAGCUGAUCAAACUACACGAAGCUGCCGAGAUCCUUGCCAAGUUUGACGAGUGGCCCGACCUGUAUGACCAAGAGCAGUUGCGAAAGAACACGGUCCCAGUAUACGCUGCUGGUUACAUCGAUGAUAUGUAUGUCGACUACGAAUUCGCCAAGGAAACCGCGGCCCUCGUGAAAGGGACCAAGGUUUAUGAGACGAACCAACUCUAUCACUCGGCGCUGCGUGGUAGGACAGGGGACGUUAUGCGGGAGCUUUUCAGGCUGAGGGACGACCCUAUCGAUUAG
Colletotrichum spaethianum is the source of this 1401-nucleotide messenger RNA. RefSeq names its product proline iminopeptidase. The transcript has 2 exons. Gene Ontology annotation, biological process: proteolysis. The record is from RefSeq and is a predicted model, not a curated record. The coding region runs from base 1 to 1401 and encodes 466 amino acids. Lineage: Eukaryota; Fungi; Ascomycota; Sordariomycetes; Glomerellales; Glomerellaceae. Gene Ontology annotation, molecular function: peptidase activity.